AUUGCGUUGCGUUGCGCCCACGGUGUUUCUGUCUGCCUGUUUCGGAGGCAGGAAAUGAUGCGCAGUCGCCUCGAUGGCUGAAAUAUACCCUUCUUUGGCGCAAUGCGCGAUCCUCGCCGCCGCCUUCAAAGUGCUCCUAUUCCCCGCAUACAAAUCCACUGAUUUUGAAGUCCAUCGCAAUUGGCUCGCUAUCACUCACUCUCUCCCGGUCAAAGAAUGGUACUACGAGAAAACAUCGGAAUGGACACUUGACUACCCUCCGUUCUUUGCUGCCUUUGAGUGGUUUCUCUCACAGGCUGCAAAGUUGGCGGACCCGGCGAUGUUGGUUGUGAACAAUCUGAAUCACGACUCCUGGCAAACGGUCUACUUUCAGCGGACGACUGUCAUUGUGACGGAGCUGGUUCUGGUCUUUGCGCUGAGCCGGUUCAUUAAAUCUGCACCACAGCAGCAUAAAACUCUCGCACACGUCGCCAGUCUUUCGGUCCUCCUAUCUCCCGGCCUCCUGAUCAUCGACCACAUUCAUUUCCAAUACAAUGGAUUUAUGUACGGAGUUCUUAUUCUCUCCCUUGUGCUUGCCCGGAAACAAUCGACGCUGCUCUACAGCGGUAUUACUUUCGCCAUUCUCUUGUGCUUCAAGCAUAUCUACCUAUACCUGUCGCUAGCCUACUUUGUCUUCUUGUUGCGGAGUUAUUGUUUGGAUCCCAAAUCCAUCCUGAAGCCGCGAUUCGGAAAUAUUUUCAAACUGGGCAUCAGCGUGCUAGGCAUCUUUGGCCUGGCGUUCGGGCCCUUUGCGCACUGGAACCAACUUUUCCAGCUGAAGGAUCGGCUUUUCCCUUUCUCCCGAGGCCUGUGCCAUGCCUACUGGGCGCCGAAUAUUUGGGCCAUGUAUUCCUUUGCAGACAGAGUUUUGAUUCCUUUGGCACCUCGUCUCGGCCUUACUGUCAACCACGAUGCAAUUAACAGCGUCACUCGGGGCCUUGUGGGCGACACCUCAUUUGCUGUCUUGCCGGAGAUUACAAAGGAGCAAACGUUUGCGCUGACAUUCUUGUUUCAACUACUCCCUCUAAUCAAGCUCUGGCUGAAUCCCGAUUCAUGGGAAACAUUUAUUGGCGCUGUGACACUUUGCGGCUAUGCGUCCUUUUUAUUCGGCUGGCAUGUUCAUGAGAAGGCGGUGCUCCUCAUCAUCAUCCCCUUCAGUCUGAUCGCGCUCAAGGACCGACGAUACUUUGGUGCCUUCAGGCCUCUCGUAGUCGCAGGCCACGUCUCGCUCUUCCCCUUGCUCUUCACGGCGGCCGAGUUCCCCAUCAAAACCACCUACACCGUCUUCUGGCUCAUCCUCUUCCUUUUCGCCUUUGACCGCGUCGCCCCCGUCCCCGAACAGCCACGCGUCUUCCUCUUCGACCGCUUUUCCUUAAUAUACAUUACUGUCGCCAUCCCGCUGAUCAUAUACUGUUCCAUCGGUCACCAGCUUAUCUUCGGGCUGGGCAGGUACGAGUUCCUUCCACUCAUGUUCAUGAGCAGUUAUGCUGCUCUGGGAGUGGUAGGGAGCUGGGUUGGGUUCAUGGUUGUAUACUUUACUGCGUGAUAUAGAAUUGCAGAUAUUCUUUUCUUCUAUAUACAUUUUUACCUGUAAUAAUAGUAUUUUUUCCC
Molecule: messenger RNA, 1650 nt
Organism: Penicilliopsis zonata CBS 506.65
Lineage: Eukaryota; Fungi; Ascomycota; Eurotiomycetes; Eurotiales; Aspergillaceae
Exons: 6
Coding region: 74-1585 (503 amino acids)
Biological process (GO): protein N-linked glycosylation
Cellular component (GO): endoplasmic reticulum membrane
Molecular function (GO): dolichyl pyrophosphate Glc1Man9GlcNAc2 alpha-1,3-glucosyltransferase activity
Source: RefSeq, a predicted model, not a curated record